Molecule: messenger RNA, 1728 nt
Organism: Aspergillus ibericus CBS 121593
Lineage: Eukaryota; Fungi; Ascomycota; Eurotiomycetes; Eurotiales; Aspergillaceae
Product: aquaporin-like protein
Exons: 7
Biological process (GO): transmembrane transport
Cellular component (GO): plasma membrane
Molecular function (GO): water channel activity
Source: RefSeq, a predicted model, not a curated record
UUCCAGACCCUUGCUGUCAGCACCCUUGCUGGUCUCGUGGCCGCUGCCCCGCUGGGAACUCGGACCCUGGAGGUCACCGAGAGAGGAGAGGCUUUGGCCUCCCGUUCCACCAGCGCCGUCGUGACCGUCAGCGCAUUGGCUGUCAGCACCAUCAACAACUCCCAGGGCAAGAGCACCGCCCAGAACUCCUACACCUUGUACACCGGCGACGGCUCCACUGCCGCCGGAUGGCCCGCCCAGUCCGAAUGGCUUUCUUUUGACGCAAUGUGGGAAGCCAACAAGGACAUCAUCUCCGAGUCCUGUGAGAACAACGGCUGGGGCGAGAACAACUCGGAGACCGAGACUGCCGACCUCAAGGCCGCCAUCCAGCAGGUCGCCAAGGAGUCCAAGGUCGACCACCGCUUCAUCCUGGCCGUUGUUCUGCAGGAAUCCAAGGGCUGUGUCCGUGUCAAGACCACCGCCAACGCUGUGAGCAACCCGGGUCUCAUGCAGAGCUACGAGGGUACCGGUACCUGCUGGCAGAAGAGCACCUGCUCCAACGCGGAGAUUGUCCAGAUGAUCCGUGAUGGAUCUAUCGGAACCGCCUACGCUGAUGGAUAUGGUCUCGCUCAACUCAUCAACAUGGCCGACCGCACCACCGUCGCCGGUUUCUACCGUGCUGCCCGUCUCUACAACUCCGGUGCCUACUCCCUCGAGAGCACCGACAACCUGGUCUCUACCACCGGUGCUGCCACCUCCUGCUACGCCUCCGACAUUGCCAACCGUCUCCUUGGAUGGACCACGGCUGCCACCAAAUCUUCCUCAUCCUGCGAUCCCAGCGAUGGGGAAUACACCGGCGACCCAGCACGCAAAUCCAAAUCCAGCCCCACAACCUCCCCAUCCAAGAAGGUAUUCUGUUGUGAGUAUGUUAGCUUUGGUUUGUGGGGAUGGGGAUGGGGAUGGGGAUGUCUUACGACGGAAAAUGCUUCUUGUGAGAGGCGUGUGUACGAUGUCAUGCCAGUCGGCCACGCGAAGACUAUGCACGAUGCGUCCCAGAUGCAGAGCACUAUCCCGCAGAUAGACUCCCCACAAACAUCCGGGGUAGUCCAUCUAGAGAGAUGGACAAGCAUCAGCUUAUGGGGGUGCGCGGUGCUAGAAUGUCUCGCAAGCAUGAUGUACACCUUCAUGUUGAACUGGGUAUCAACCAGCCCUUUCCCCCCCGGCAACGCUAGCCUCGACCCCCCCUACAAUCUCGAUUCGGUCCGCUUCCUACCUGCCACUCUCGUGAACGUGCUCCUCCUCCCGUUGAUCAUCUAUACCUUCGCGCGCUCGACCGGCGGCCAUGUGAAUCCGAUCAUCACACUAGCGGCGUACUUUACCCAGGGUAUAUCCUGCUGUCGGGCGGUUUUAUACAUUGUGGGUCAAACGAUAGGUGGUACUCUGGCGGGUUGGGCCAUACGGAAAGCAUACGGGGGUACGGAGUUUGUUGUGAGAGGGUGCUUUGGUGUGGAGGGGGUAUCUACACGCGAUGCUUAUCUGGUCGAGACCAUCUCUUGCUUUGCUCUGAUUGCCGUCGUGUUGGCAGUAUCUGUUGAUCGAAGAUCGGGAAGAAUGUAUAGAGAUGCUCUAUCCCCAUGGGUAGUGGGCAUUGCCACGGAGGCUGUCUUCUGGGGGUCGAGACUCUUAUGGCAGGGGUAUCCUGGUGCGAGUAAGUUACAGUUACAGUGUCCCUUGGAGUGCAAUUGCUAA